Engraulis encrasicolus (European anchovy) is the source of this 3802-nucleotide messenger RNA. It is a transcript of the gene dla, whose product is annotated as deltaA. NCBI's taxonomy places the organism in Eukaryota, Metazoa, Chordata, Actinopteri, Clupeiformes, Engraulidae. The record is from RefSeq and is a predicted model, not a curated record. Gene Ontology annotation, cellular component: plasma membrane. Gene Ontology annotation, molecular function: calcium ion binding; Notch binding. Gene Ontology annotation, biological process: negative regulation of Notch signaling pathway; multicellular organism development; cell communication. The coding region runs from base 153 to 2513 and encodes 786 amino acids. The transcript has 11 exons.
UUUACGGGAGACUUGCCUUCAAUGAAUCAUUCAGAGGGAAGCAUACGGUUCUGAAAGGACUCCUUUUGUCAAGGAAAACAGCCCUGUGCUGGGAACGGAGUUACCCGCAAACAUUUUCUAUUUAUUUAUUUAUAUAUUUAUUUUUUUCCAUCAUGGGACGCAAUCUUCUGGUGGUAUCACUCCUCAACAUCCUGAUAUGCCAGGUUCUCUCUUCUGGCGUCUUUGAGCUCAAGUUACAAGAGUUUUUGAACAAGAAGGGGGUACAAGGCAAUAGGAACUGUUGUAAGCCAGGGAUGGCCUCGCUAUAUCAACAAUGCGAGUGCAAGACCUUUUUUCGAGUUUGCCUAAAGCACUAUCAACCCAACGCAUCCCCGGAGCCCCCAUGCACCUACGGGGGUGCUGUUACGCCCGUAGUUGGCUCGAACUCUUUCAAAGUUCCAGACACACUCCCGGACGGUUCCUUCACCAAUCCCAUCAGGAUGAAUUUCGGAUUUACGUGGCCGGGGACGUUUUCUCUGAUCAUUGAAGCCGUGCAUGCCGAUUCCAAAGAAGAUCUUGUCACAGAGAACCCAGAGCGCAUCAUUAGCACCAUGGCUACCCAGCGACACUUGACGGUGGGAGACGACUGGUCCCAGGACCUUCACUCCGCUGGCAGGACCGAGUUGAGGUACUCGUACCGCUUUGUCUGCGACGAGCACUACUACGGGGAGGGAUGCUCGGUGUUCUGUCGCCCCAGGGAUGACGCUUUUGGACACUUCACCUGUGGCGAGAGGGGCGAAAUCAUCUGUGACGCUGGAUGGAAGGGCCAAUACUGUACCGAACCAAUCUGCCUGCCAGGAUGUGACGAGGAGCAUGGGUUCUGUGAGAAGCCCGGAGAAUGCAAAUGCCGAGUUGGCUUCGAGGGCCGCUACUGUGAUGAGUGUAUCCGCUACCCCGGAUGCCUCCACGGGACUUGCCAGCAACCGUGGCAGUGCAACUGUCAGGAGGGCUGGGGAGGACUCUUCUGCAACCAAGAUCUGAACUACUGCACCCAUCACAAGCCCUGCAUGAAUGGGGCCACUUGCAGCAACACGGGCCAGGGGAGCUACACCUGCUCCUGUCGACCGGGCUACACGGGCGCCAGCUGUGAGAUCGAGGUGAACGAAUGCACUGGGAACCCCUGCAGGAAUGGUGGCAGCUGCACUGACAUGGAGAACACCUACAGCUGUGCCUGCCCGCCGGGUUACUAUGGCAAGAACUGCGAGCUGAGCGCCAUGACGUGCGCAGAUGGGCCCUGCUUCAAUGGCGGCCGCUGCGCCGACAACCCAGACGGCGGCUACUACUGCCAGUGCCCCACGGGCUACGCUGGCUUCAACUGCGAGAAGAAGAUCGACCACUGCACCUCCGCCCCCUGCUCCAAUGGUGCCCGAUGCGUGGACCUGGUCAACUCUUACCUGUGCCAGUGCCCCGAGGGCUUCACAGGCAUGAAUUGCGACCGCGCCAGCGACGAGUGCGCCGCCUACCCCUGCCAGAACGGCGGCACGUGCCAGGAGGGCCCCGAGGGCUACACGUGCGCCUGCCCGCCGGGCUACACGGGCCGCAACUGCACGGCGCCCAUCAGCCGCUGUCAGCACAACCCCUGCCACAACGGCGCCACCUGCCACGAGCGCAACAACCGCUACGUCUGCGCCUGCGUGCCGGGCUACGGGGGGCGCAACUGCCAGUUCCUGCUGCCCGACCACGCCGCCGCGCAGGCGGGCGGCGGAGCCAUCCCCUGGACCGGCGUGGCGUCGGGCAUCCUGCUGGUGGUGCUGCUGCUGGCCGGCUGCGCGCUGGUGGUCGGCUGCAUCCGCUCCAAGGUCCAGCAGCGGCGGGAGCGGGAGUGCGAGGCGGCGCCCGGCGAGAACGAACCCAUCAACAACUUGACCAACAACUGCCAGCGUGGAGGCGGCGACAAGGACCUGUCCAUGAUCAGCAGCAUGGUGGGGCUGGGGGGCAGCAGCAGCUGCGGCGUCGGUGUCGGCGGACUCGGACUCGGAGCGUCGGUCAAGAACACCAACAAGAAGGCGGACUACCACGCCGAGCUGUUGGACGACGUGGCGGCGGAGAAGAGCGCCUUCAAGAGCCGCGCGGCGCACUCUCAGCAGCAGGCCGACUACAACCUGGUGCACGAGGUGAAGUACGACGCCAAGCAGCAGCACGAGGCCAAGAUGGAGUACGCGGGGGCCAAGAUGGAGUGCGGCGGCAGGGCGCCUUCCGCCAUGUCCAUGUCGGCCGCCUCCGUGUCGUGCUCGGCGGCGGCCAUGAGCUGCGAGGACGUGUGCCAGUCGAGUAGCAUGCUCGACUACUGCGGCGACUCGGGCAGCGAGUACGAGGAGAAGCGGAGCAAACGUUUGCAAAGCGAUGCAUCAGAAUGUGCGUCGGAACGGCAAAAAUACCCAGCGUUGGCGCCGGAGUGUUACGACAAUAAAUACAAAUCUGUAUUAGUGUUGUCCGAAGGGAAAGAUGAAUGUGUAAUUGCAACUGAGGUGUAACAGCCUGCAGAUGUAACUCGGCUGAUUUUGUAAGCCUGUGUGAGGAAUGUGACUUAUUCCUGUCAGAACGUGCUGCUCGUACCGUUGAGGUGGAGGUGUGUCCCGCCCGGCGGCUGCUGCUGUUGCUCCAUUAGAGACGUUUAUGAACUGAUAUUCAGAGUGAGCUGGUUCUCUUGCUGAAAGAAGAUGGGACUGAGGCAGUCAGUCGGUCGCCAGGCCUGGGUCGGGACCGUCUGAAGCCUGUUUGGGGGCCAAAGUAAUGUACUCUAUAAGAUGAUGAAUUUUUACCUGUAAAAGUUGUUUUUUAAAAAAGGUAUUUUUGGGCAAUAUGUUGCUCGUCGACCAACCAUGUUUGUGUGUUUGUUGUUUUUUUUUUUUUUAAAGAAAGAAUGGAAGAUAAGGAUCUAUCGACAAUUGAGAUGCUGUUAUUAUAAGUAAAGAAAGAAAUACGAGGAUGUAACUAAAAGAAAAGAGCAUAGAAAUGUAUUUCAGUAUUUUUUUUUGCCAUUUUUUACCGUGUCUUAAUUCUCGGAAAAACACUGUGGCAAUGUUUUUUAAGCAAUAAUAAUAUUGGCAACAUUUGCUGUGCGGCCAAUCUCCGAGCCCGGCACCCCAGGCAGCUAAAAACUGAGGGUAGGGACUGCAUCUAAAGGUGGAUGUUCGGCCAUACUGGCCUAUCUUCGCUUCGCACGCUGUGUGUCACUUGGUCACCACCAAUCCUUGUCACAUUGGCACCGUGGAGACAGUUAUGUAUACUUGAUCACUGUGGUAACGAAGAGAAAAAAAAUUAUGAUGAACAAAAAACGAAAUAAGUGCAUCUCUCUUUUAAGUCCUCCGAGCUUCUUUUGUAUUUUUGGUUUGUUUUUUUUAUUUUUUUAUUUAAAUUAUUAUCAUUAUUUUUCCAUUCUUUUUUGUAAUGUUCUGUAUGGUAUUAAAUAUGUAAUUAUUAUAAAGAGUGAAAUUGUACUUUGAAAGAUGUCCUUGCGUGUCAUCGACUUUUUUGUUUUUUAUUUGGUAAUUUGCUUUUUAUAUUACAAAGUUGGAAUGAUUUAAGUUAAUUUAUUUUUUAUUUAAUUGCUAUUCUGUAUUUUACAUAUUUGUUAUGGUUUAAAUAAUUAUUUAAUUUGAAUUUUUAAGUUGUUGCUGUUAUUUGCAAAGGCACUUCGGGUCACUGGGACGUGUUGAGAAAUGUUAUUUAAGAAGGAUUGUAAAAAAAUGUUUUUAUUGUCACUUUUUUGUUAACUUUUUAAUGAAGGAUUUUAGCUUAAAUUAUUUUUUCAAAUAAAGAU